This is a messenger RNA of Entrophospora candida, 1377 nucleotides long. NCBI's taxonomy places the organism in Eukaryota, Fungi, Glomeromycota, Glomeromycetes, Entrophosporales, Entrophosporaceae. The record is from the annotation of a GenBank genome assembly.
AUGUCGAACAUAGUAUCCCAAAUCGAAAAUCUUUUUUUAACUGGACAUUUAGAUGCAGUUUGUGGUGCGAACGUAGUUUAUCUGGCAAUGAAUGGCAACAAUUUGGGUAGAUAUGAAGACAUCAGAACUUUAGCAGAUCGUGCAGUAAAUUCGGCCUUAAUGAAAAUAACCGAUACGGAGCGAAGAACAAGAGUCUUGGAAGUUCUACCAGAGAUGAUGGUUGCUUACAAAAGCAUUGUAGGUUUGAGAGUAUUAAAAGCAUUAAAUACGGAUAGAGAAGACACUCCGGAUAAAACGAGAGAAGAAAUAGAAAAAAAUUAUAAUGCAUUAAAGUCAAGCCUUAGUAGUCCCAAGACUGAUUCUGAUGUAUCUCUUUAUGACGCCCUCAAAAAAAAUUUGGUGAAAUACAUUAAUCCUUUUGAUCUUUCAUGGCAAGAUCCAGAAGCUAAUAUGGUUUUAAGUGAUGAUUCGGUUUUAGUGGAAAAAUUAGGAAAGAGACAAAAACGUGCUUUCAUGGAACCGUGUGAAAACAUGAAAUGUACAUUACCCGAGUCGGUUGUUUCUAAGUGUGAGCAGUUUGUAUGUGAUUUUAAUGAGGCGAUUAAUACAGAUAUACCUAGAAACAUUGUACAUGAUAAGACUUGGAAAGAAAACGUAUCUAAAUUAGAGAAAAGAGCUGAGCGUAUACUGAGUGUUCUCGGGGAGGUCUGGAAUAAUCCUGCAUUCGAAGACAGUACAGCUCGUAAAGAGCAAAGUGAAGGGACCUAUAUUGUGGAUGUGAUAAUGCCUUUACUUCGAGCUAGUUUAGAGGAUAUGCCAAACGGAAGAAUUUGUUUGAGCACGGCAGAACGGCAGAGCUUGGCAAGCAAAUUUCGAAGGAAUCUUGGUGAGGUAAGUGGAAAACGGAUUGGGAAAAAACCUGAUGUCAUGGUACUGAUGAAGUAUGGAGGAAAAAUCAACGAACUUACAUAUGCAGAGUGCUCUCGAAUCGUUUGUAAUGAUACAAAAAAAGCUAAUGAUGAAGUAAAGUUGUGGCGAGAAACAUUGGAUGGCAUGAGUUUUGUUAAUUUAGGAUGCAGACCUUGCAAUCAAUUUGGUAUAGUGGGGAUUCAGGUUGCUGAAGCAGAUGUGUAUUUGAAUGUUCUAGUAAACGAUGCGGGUGGUCUAUCUCGCUAUUUUCAUGUCGAUCAUGCAGAAAUUCCCCUAACACCAAGAUCACCACGACAAUUAAAACCGCUUAUACGAUUGUUGUUAACCUUAAGGAAUAUUUUGAUCGUGAAUAAGAAUUUAUUAAUGCAAGCAUUAAAUCAUGCUAACUCGAAUCCUCCCCGAAAUGUCAAACUAAGCUCCACAAUUUCUUCGCCAUUGCACAAUUAA